Molecule: messenger RNA, 1830 nt
Organism: Didymella exigua CBS 183.55
Lineage: Eukaryota; Fungi; Ascomycota; Dothideomycetes; Pleosporales; Didymellaceae
Product: Clc chloride channel
Exons: 1
Coding region: 329-1729 (466 amino acids)
Biological process (GO): transmembrane transport; chloride transport
Cellular component (GO): early endosome; membrane; Golgi apparatus
Molecular function (GO): voltage-gated chloride channel activity
Source: RefSeq, a predicted model, not a curated record
AAGACCAUAUUGAGCGGCUUCUGCAUCCCGUCGUUUCUAUCCCUCAAGGUACUCGUCAUCAAAGCGUUCGGUGCCGUCUUCGCCGUGAGCACCGGCAUGUGUCUGGGCAAGGAAGGGCCCUUUGUGCACAUCUCGACGUGCGUGGGCCAUCUAGUCGGCUCGCAGUUCCCCAAGUACGCCGCCAACGGGCGCAAGAUGCGCGAGCUGCUGAGCGCCGCGUGCGCCAGCGGGCUGAGCGUCGCCUUUGGCGCGCCCAUCGGCGGCGUGCUGUUCAGCUACGAAGAGGCAGGCCCCCGCCACGCACGCUGCCGUGCAAGCAACACAUCACAUGGCUGACCGCAUGCAGAUCAGCACGUACUUCCCGCGCAGCGUCCUCUGGCGCGCGUUCCUCUGCAGCCUGACGGCCGCCAUGGUGCUCAAGCUGCUCAACCCCACGGGCACGGGCAAACUCGUCCUGUUCGAGACCAGCUACGGCACCGAGUACGAGCCCGCGCACUACCUGGUGUUGAUGCUCCUCGGGGUCGCGGGCGGCAUCUUCGGCGGCCUGUUCUGCAAGCUGAAUUUCCUCUGGAGCAGGCGCUUCCGCCGACUUGCGCUGAUCGAGCAGAACCCCGUGUUGGAAGUCGCGCUCGUGGUGCUGGCGACGGCACUGCUGCAGUUCCCCAAUCCGCUGACGCGCGAGCCCGGCGACGUCGCUCUCAAGAGCGUGCUCGUCGACUGCGCGGAUCCCGCGUCGCAGCAUUCCUUCGUCUGCGUGCAUGAAGCGCGCACCGAGGGGACGACGAUUAACUGGGCCUACGUUGGCUGGCUGGCGUACGGGACGCUGACCAAGCUUGUCCUCAGCAUCGUCACGUUCGGCUGCAAAGUGCCGUCGGGCGUCAUCAUCCCCGCGCUGGACGCGGGCGCCCUCUUCGGCCGGCUGGCCGGCUACAUGGUGUCGUGCGCGGCGCCCAACGCCGUGUCGUCGCCGGGCAUGUUCGCGCUGGCGGGCGCCGCCGCGUUCCUGGCGGGCGUGAGCCGCAUGACCAUCAGCCUGGCGGUCAUCAUGCUGGAGCUGAGCGGCGAGCUCGCGUACGCGGUGCCGAACAUGGUGGCCAUACUGGUCGCGAAGUGGGUCGCGGACGCCAUCUCGGCCGCGAGCGUGUACGACGUGGCACAGACGGUGCUGGGCCACCCGUUCCUCGACGCCGACGUGGCUCUGCACGCCGUGCGCAAGACGGACCUGCGCGUUUCAUCGCUGAUCCCGCCGGCGCGCACAAUGGCAGCCAUCACCGUGCUCGUCCCGCCGGGCAACAACACCGUCGCGGCAUCGCUGCUGCAGCGCAAGCUCGCCGCGCUCAGGAGCAGGGGGCUGAUGGACGCAGGCCUGGUGCUGGUGCAGACGCGGCCGCCCUCGACCGUCCCCGUGCUGCAGGGCUACCUGGCGCAGCCCGAGCUCGCCGCGGGGCUGGCGUGCGCGCAGCCAGACCGCGCCGUGCGACUCCUCGGGCCGGCGGGCGACGAUGCGGAUGCAGAUGCGGAUGCAGAUGCGGAUGCGCUCGACCUCAGCCCGCUCGUCGACCACGCGCCGCUAUCGCUGUGCCGCUCGGCGCCGGUCGAGGUCGCAGUCGAGAUGUUCGCGAAGCUGGGGUUGCGGUACCUGUGCGUGACGGCCGAGGGCACGGGUGCGCUGGUCGGGGUGGUGCUGAAGAAGCGGCUGGUGGGGUUUAUCGAGGGGCUGGAGGAGUAGAGAAGCGCGGGGGGAGGCUGCGGAGUGAAAGGGUGAGAUGGGACGCGCUCGGUGUGGAGACGAGAUUUCAUUAACGCGAUUAAAUACCUACACAUACCUAC